GCGCCGAGUUGGCAGCUGCCCUACAGUCGGUGGGAGGAGGCGAGAAGGGGAGGUGCUGGGGCCAAGAUCAUGCCUUACAGCGAGGGUUUUCUGGGCAGCAGAGGCCGCUGGGGUUGGGAUGAAAGAAGCAGAGCAGAUGCAAAAUCUGGAGAGCGCGGGGGCCAGGCGGUCAGUGAGCACCCAGACUGGCAGCAUGACCGGUCAAACACCAAGACUUUCUAAAGUCAACCUUUUCACUCUGCUCAGUCUCUGGAUGGAGCUGUUUCCAGCAGAAGACCAAAGACAAAAAUCUCAGGAAAAGGAAGAGGGAAAGCAUGGACCUGUAGGAGAUAAUGAAGAGAUGGCCAGAGUAUCUACUGACAAAAAACUGGUGAAGAAAACUGGUCUUGUGGUGGUGAAAAACAUGAAAAUUGUUGGUCUCCACUGUUCUAGUGAAGAUUUACAUGCUGGGAAAAUUGCUCUUAUAAAACAUGGGUCAAGGCUGAAAAACUGUGAUCUGUAUUUUUCCAGAAAACCAUGUUCUGCUUGUUUGAAAAUGAUUGUAAAUGCUGGAGUUAACCGAAUUUCAUAUUGGCCUGCUGAUCCAGAAAUAAGUUUGCUUACUGAGGCUUCUAGUUCUGAAGAUGCAAAGUUAGAUGCUAAAGCAGUGGAAAGAUUGAAGUCAAACAGUCGGGCCCAUGUGUGUGUGUUACUUCAGCCUUUGGUGUGUUAUAUGGUGCAGUUUGUAGAGGAGACUUCUUACAAAUGUGACUUUAUUCAAAAAAUUACAAAAACAUUGCCGGAUGCUAACGUUGACUUUUAUUCUGAAUGUAAACAAGAAAGAAUAAAAGAAUAUGAAAUGUUAUUUUUGGUUUCAAAUGAAGAAAUGCAUAAGCAAAUACUGAUGACGAUAGGUUUGGAGAACCUAUGUGAAAAUCCAUACUUUAGCAAUCUAAGGCAAAACAUGAAAGACCUUGUCCUACUUUUGGCCACAGUAGCUUCCAGUGUGCCCAACUUUAAACACUACGGAUUUUAUUGUGGCAGUACUGAACAGAUUAAUGACAUUCACAAUCAAAGUUUGCCACAAGACAUUGCAAGGCACUGCAUGGUUCAGGCCAGGUUAUUGGCAUAUCGAACUGAGGAUCAUAAAACAGGAGUUGGAGCAGUCAUUUGGGCAGAAGGGAAAUCUCGAAACUGUGAUGGAACAGGUGCCAUGUACUUCGUAGGAUGCGGUUAUAAUGCGUUUCCUGCUGGAUCUGAGUAUGCUGACUUCCCACACAUGGACGACAAACAGAAAGACAGAGAAAUAAGGAAAUUCAGAUACAUCGUACAUGCUGAACAGAAUGCCUUGACAUUUAGGUGUCAAGAAAUAAAACCAGAAGAAAGAAGUAUGAUUUUUGUGACAAAGUGCCCAUGUGAUGAAUGUGUACCUUUAAUUAAAGGUGCAGGCAUAAAACAAAUCUAUGCAGGGGAUGUAGACGUUGGAAAAAAGAAGGCAGACAUCUCUUACAUGAGAUUUGGGGAACUCGAGGGUGUUAGCAAAUUUACAUGGCAGCUGAAUCCAUCAGGAACUUGUGUUCUUGAACAAAAUGAGCCUGAAAGCAGAGAGAAUGGUGUGUUGAGACCUGUACCUCUGGAUGAAGAACAGCACCAGAACAAGAAGUUGCGUCUUGGAAAGCACUGAGUCCUGCCUAAACUAGAGUGAAAGCCUCAAGAAUUUUUAUUGCACUUUUUAAAUUCAGCCUUGUUAACUCAGAAAAUGAGGAUGGAUUUUGUGAAAAAUAGAAAAAAUUUUUUAAGGAAGCUAAUUUAUUACCAGCAUAUGAAUGAUGUUAAUGAGAAUAUUUUUAUUUUAGAUUUAUUUCUGUUUUCUAGAUUGUAGUGGUAUGUUCUUUUAUUACACUAAAUGAGGUAGCAAUAAUUUAAUGAGACCGAUUUAAUCACUCAUAGGAAUUGAUUUCUCCUUCUCUUAGCUUUAUAUUAGCCAGUUUGAAAGGGACAGAGUCACUGGAAGUCACUUCUCAGCAGAGAAUUACACACUUUUUAAGAAAUAGUAAUUCCUUUGGAUUAUGAAGGUGAUAAUUAGUAAACUGCUCCAGGGAAAUAACUGGUGACUUAGCCUUUUUAAGUCAGUGUAUGGCUCACUAAAAGUUCACAUUUAUACCCAAAACUUUUAAUAAUCAGAAUUUACUUAAUUAGAAUUUAAUCAUAAAAUU
Ceratotherium simum simum (southern white rhinoceros) is the source of this 2195-nucleotide messenger RNA. It is a transcript of the gene CDADC1, whose product is annotated as cytidine and dCMP deaminase domain containing 1. NCBI's taxonomy places the organism in Eukaryota, Metazoa, Chordata, Mammalia, Perissodactyla, Rhinocerotidae. The record is from RefSeq and is a predicted model, not a curated record. Gene Ontology annotation, cellular component: cytoplasm. Gene Ontology annotation, molecular function: dCMP deaminase activity; zinc ion binding.